Prionailurus viverrinus (fishing cat) is the source of this 5163-nucleotide messenger RNA. It is a transcript of the gene VEPH1, whose product is annotated as ventricular zone expressed PH domain containing 1. The record is from RefSeq and is a predicted model, not a curated record. Gene Ontology annotation, molecular function: phosphatidylinositol-5-phosphate binding. Lineage: Eukaryota; Metazoa; Chordata; Mammalia; Carnivora; Felidae. The transcript has 21 exons. Bases 1358 to 3859 code for a protein of 833 amino acids. Gene Ontology annotation, cellular component: plasma membrane. Gene Ontology annotation, biological process: regulation of signal transduction.
UGGGGAUUUGCCCUUCUUACCAGAGCACUGCCAGGUGCAGAUCACCCCCGAAAUUUGGCCAGUGACAAAAUGCAAGUUUCCUGGGAGAUUUGUUUCUUCUGAAUUGCUGUUUGAUGUACUGCAGUUUGGGGCACCAUUGAACAUUAUAUGUAUGCAGAACAUCAGAUGGAGGUGGUCUUUGCCUUUGAAGAGCUUCCAGUUGAAAUGACAGCAAGCACACGCUUUUGCUGAUAGAUGCUUGCACACACAACUAACACUUCCCGUAAGAUGGGUCAUUGAAGAGUAGAUGCUAACAAGCCCACAGAAGUCUACAUUUUGAGAAACUCAUGUCUGAAUCUGGCCGGCCUUGCUGAUCCGUGUGGGACAGUUCCCCUACCCCGGCCCACAGUCAGUCUCUUGGAGAAGGAGAACCAGAUUCUCUCGCCGCAGCACUCAGCAUUGGCUUCUUCUUCAUACCUGCUGCCUCAUGGUUGCAAGAUGGCUGCUGCAUCUCCAGGAUUCACAUCCACAUUCUGGUAGCCUUGAACAGAGGCUGGAAUACUGAGUUAUUUUGGCCCUGUGCUGGUGCAUAUGGUAUAAUUGUGAACAAAAGACAGAAUUUUUGCCUCAGAGGAAGUUGUGAUCAGGCAAGGAACAGAAAGAAAAUGGAGAACUUCCAUACCCUACUAAAUAUAAGGAUCAUCCCCUGUGAGAAUUUCUGUCAGCCAAGAAAGCAGAGAGACCAAUAAGAACAGUUCCAACUUACGUCAGAACAACCUUUGGCAUGGAGAACUUGCUUCCUGGCUGCUGAACAUUGGGGUGAAAUUCUCCAUUAUUUCUUUCUUGUUGUGAACCUACCAGAUGGGCUUCACCCCACCCACCCUCUGCCACCAUCAACAGACCUUGUCUGCUGCUGGAGUGAAGAGAAAUCAGACUUGCAGGAGUCCUUCUGUGGUGGCUACUCAUCUGCUGUCUCCACUGACACUGAAACUGGCUGGUGUUCCCUCGUGUCCCACGGGUGAGAACAAUACCCAAUUGCAAGAAAACACAACGAGCUGAAUUGUGUCACUCUGAAACAUCACCCAACAUACUGAGUGGAUACCAUGCAUCAGGCACUGCACUAGGCAGGGUGGGGCAAGAGAAGAUGAAUGGGACCCUCCUCCUGCUCUCAAGAUCUAUUAGGGAAGAUGCAAAAUUGAUUGACAUACUACAUGAGAAGAGAGUGUCAAAGAAGACCUCAAAUUCUGGAGAAAAAUGACCUUUCAAGGACUACAAAGUAUAUACUUCCUGCUGCAUGUUUCUGCCUUACUAACCUGUGAUAACUGAAACACGUGGUCCUGGGGCUGCCGAAGGUCAAUUGCUUAUCAAAUUUCCCAUCAUGCAUCAGCUGUUCAGACUGGUUUUAGGACAAAAAGAUCUUUCCCGAGCCGGGGACCUCUUCUCUUUAGAUGACUCUGAGAUUGAAGACAGCCUGACAGAAGCUCUGGAACAAAUUAAAAUAAUUAGCUCAUCUUCCGAUUACCAAACCAAUAACAAUGACCAGGCAGUGGUUGAAAUCUGUAUCACGCGAAUCACAACAGCCAUCAGAGAGACAGAGUCCAUUGAAAAGCAUGCCAAGGCCCUUGUGGGGCUCUGGGACUCCUGCUUGGAACACAACCUGAGACCCUCUGGGAAAGACGAAGACACUCCGCAUGCAAAAAUUGCUUCUGAUAUCAUGAGUUGCAUUUUACAGAAUUACAACCGGCCCCCUGUGAUGGCGUUAGCCAUCCCCAUAGCAGUGAAAUUCCUCCACAGAGGCAACAAGGAACUGUGCAGGAAUAUGUCCAACUACCUGUCCCUGGCUGCAAUCACCAAGGCAGAUCUUCUGGCUGAUCACACAGACGUUAUAGUAAAGAGCAUACUCCAAGGUAAUGCCAUGUUGUUGAGGGUGUUACCUGCUGUGUAUGAAAAGCAGCCUCAGCCAAUUAACAGACACCUGACAGAACUCCUGGCCUUGAUGUCUCAGCUGGAACAACCAGAACAGUACCAUCUUCUACGGCUUUUACAUGUAGCUGCAAAGAGAAAGCAACCAGAGGUGGUUCAGAAGUGUAUUCCUUUCCUAAUCAGACAUUUGAAAGACUCAACCCAUAAUGAUGUCAUCCUAAACAUCCUCAUAGAGAUAGCAGGCUAUGAACCUGUGGCUUUGAACAGUUUUCUUCCAAUGCUGAAAGAGAUUGGUGAGAGAUUCCCCUACCUCAUCGGACAAAUGGCCAGAAUCUAUGGAGCUGUGGGGCAUGUGGAUGAAGAGAGAGCCAGGAGCUGCCUGCCAUUCCUGGUGAGUCAGCUGGCCAACAUGGAACAUUCGUUUCAUCAUAUUCUCCUGCUGGAGAUUAAGAGCAUCACUGAUGCUUUCUCCUCCAUCCUGGGCCCUCAGAGCAGAGAUAUCUUCCGCAUGAGCAACAGCUUCACUGCCAUUGCCAAGCUUCUUACCCAACAACUGGAAACUACCAAGGCCAGAAGCAGCAGGAGAAAACCCAGCAAUGAAAUUGAAUUCCCUGAGAAGCUGGAAGAAAUCAAGUUCACUGUAGCUGAAGAUGAAGACCAUGAAAAGCUCCAAGUUAAAAUACAGGCUUUUGAAGACAAAAUAAAUGCUGAGAGCAAUACUCCUAGCUCUAUAAGAAGAUAUAGUUUGGGCCAAUUUUCUAAGGAAGAAAGAAAAGACAUUAGAUUUAACAGGUCAAAGAGUUUGGCUUUGCACACUGUGCUAACAAAGAGCAUGAGUUCAGAGGAUGGGGAAAUUGUAGAGAGUGGAGAUAUGCCAGCUAGGAUCAUUCUUUCAGAAACAGAUCCACUUAGCCAAGGAAACGACAAGUUGCCCUUUAAGGCAAACUCUGACAGAUCACAGCCGAGAAAUUCUUCAGUUUCACACCCAAGUAUUAUACAUACAGAAUCAGAGAAUUUGCCAGAAACAGUUAAAGAAAACUGCCAGGAGGAAACUCCAGAAACAACUGCAAGUCCUGUAGAAUACCAAGAUAAGCUCUACUUGCACUUAAAGGAAAAUUUCAGUAAAGUAAAGGCAUACGCUGUGGAAAUCGGAAAGAAGAUUCCAAUCCCUGAUCAGUGUACCAUUGAAGAUUCUGUUAGAAGUUGUGUAGCAAAGUUGUUCUUUACCUGCUCCCUGAAGGGUCAUUACUGCCUCUACAGUAAAUCCAGUUUUAUUCUCAUCAGCCAAGAGCCUCAGCCAUGGAUCCAGAUCAUGUUCCUCUUUCAGCAGAGCCUGUUUCCUGAGCCACUGUCUAUACAGAGUCAUUCUGUACAAUUCCUCAGAGAUCUGUGGGAGAAGACCCAGGCAGAUGGUGCUCACAGCUUUGAAACAGCCAUGAUGGAGUCCACAUUUCCACAGCAGAAGGAUCUGGACCAGGUACAGCUCCAUCUGGAAGAAGUGAGAUUCUUUGAUGUAUUUGGCUUCAGCGAAGCAGCAGGAGCAUGGCAAUGCUUCAUGUGCAACAACCCCGAGAAAGCGACCGUUGUAAACCAAGAUGGCCAGCCUCUCAUAGAAGGAAAACUUAAAGAGAAGCAAGUCAGAUGGAAGUUCAUCAAAAGGUGGAAAACUCGUUAUUUUACGCUGGCCGGAAAUCAACUUCUGUUUCAAAAAGGAAAGUCUAAAGAUGAUCCUGAUGACUCCCCAAUAGAACUCAGCAAAGUACAGAGUGUGAAAGUUGUGGCCAGGAAACGCAGGGACCGCUCCCUCCCUCGGGCUUUUGAAAUCUUCACAGACAAUAAAACCUAUGUUUUCAAGGCCAAGGAUGAGAAGAAUGCAGAAGAGUGGCUCCAGUGCAUCAAUGUGGCUGUUGCCCAAGCAAAAGAAAGGGAAAGUAGAGAAGUAACCACAUAUCUGUAGGGAUUUGCAAGCCGACCUCACACUGAUUGUAUACAAUGGGCAUUGCAUUAUCACUGCCAAUGUCAAGAAAAAAGAGAUAAAUUACCCAAGUCACAUUGUGUUUUUACUGAAUGGAACAGUUUUCCCUAAGAAGCAGAACCCAAAAGUGGCAGGAUUUUUAUACAUUUCGUAUUCUAAUGGCACCUGCAUUAACUCCAGAACAUCUGUAUGAUGCAUUCAGGAAAAGGAGCUACAGAUGAUACAGGGAAGAAAGGGGAGAGUCAGGGAUCUAGGAACCCCUGUAGAUAUGCCAUUGUAAGUUGUAAGAAUACAACUUCACAAGGUACCUGAAAUACUUAUCCCAAGGAAAGAUUAAGCACCUCUGAUGAAAACUAUAGUCUGUCAAAGUAUUAGAAGAAAAGUAAAGCCCUAUGAGGAAAAAUCAAACAUAUAACUUAAUAUAGACAUACAAUUAUGUUUAUUCUUUCCUAAUGCAAAUGAGGCUAACACAUGGUAAAAUUGUUCUCAAGUGAAGACAGUUAUGUAAUUAAAUGUCUGUCUUUCCGAACAACUUAUCUGAUUAUUCUGUUUAGGUUCACAUAACAUGAUCUAAAGUUUAGGUACUUAGAUAUAUCUAUUGCCCAAGGCAGUAAGUGUAAGCUACAACAAGCACAGAAAACCAUUUUCACCAUCUUCAAAGUAUGUGCCAUUUCCAUCAAGUUUUGAGAUGUUACAGUUCUAUACUUUUCUUCCUUAUAUUCAGUCGUUUAAUAUCUCCAAAUUACAUUUUAUGGUUUUUCCAUCACUCAUAUUAAAAAAAAAAUUAAGCUGUGGUGGGCAGAAUUAUAGGAUGAUUCCCAAUGGUCUAUACCCUGACCCUUCCCCUUGACUUAUAACUUGCUUGUAACUAAUAGAAGAUGGCAAAAAGAAUAGGAUAGUCUCUCCCAUGACUAUGGUACAUUACGUGGCAAAGGUGAAGAAGUUUCUUAAUCAACUGACUUUGAGUCAGUCAAAAGGAUAUGCACAAAAGCGUGCAUGAUCUAAUCACAUGAACCCUUUAAAAAAGAGUGAACAAGUCAGAGACUCUCUCUUCCACUGGCUUUGAAUAAGCCAACUGCAAUGAAUUCUACAACUUUAAGGGAAUGGAUUUUGCCAACAACCAAUGAGCUUGGAAGAAGAUCCCAGCCCCAGCCAACACCUUGACUGCAGCUUUGCAAAACCCUGAGCAGAGGACCUGGGUAAGCCAUGCUUGGACAUAUGACCCAGGAGAACUUUGAGAUAAUAAAUAUAUGCUGUUUUAAGUGACCAAGUGUGUGGAAAUUUGU